Hyaloscypha bicolor E is the source of this 1301-nucleotide messenger RNA. RefSeq lists its product as uncharacterized. The coding region runs from base 185 to 1045 and encodes 286 amino acids. NCBI's taxonomy places the organism in Eukaryota, Fungi, Ascomycota, Leotiomycetes, Helotiales, Hyaloscyphaceae. The transcript has 3 exons. The record is from RefSeq and is a predicted model, not a curated record.
CUGAUGGAGGAUUUGCGUCGUGGAGGAGGCGGAGUGAUGAGGUGGUCAGGUACUUGAAUGGGGAAGGGCCUCGAGUGAGGCAGCAGGUCAGCUUUCGUUUUUGUUUCUUGAUUGUCGUUUGCUGUUCUUCUGUUCCAAUUUGCGCAUCAUCAAUUUGUCAACUGUCAAUCGUUGAACGAGAGAAAUGGCAGAUCAAGUGAGCGUCGCUGAGAAUAUCGAGAGAGUCUCGACGGCAGGAUUCGAGCUCGCGAAACAAUUGCAUCGGGCGAGCAUAUCGGGCGACGAAGUUCACAGCUACAAGGAGGAAAUCAAUUCAUUCAGAAGUCAACUGCAGAGUUUGGAUGUGUUGCUUGCGACAAGCUUCGACCAAUCAAGCGACUUGAUGGAUGAAGUGCUUGAGAACACAUUGAAGGAAGGCCACUGCUCGCGGACUGCAUCUAUAAAUGAAGUCUCUUUCUCACCAGCUUCGACUCCGCCGUUCUCCCCACGAAUGACCUUCGAGACUGAAUGUCAAUCAUGCUCGCCCUUUCUGACAGAAGGGGAAUACCACGACAUCGAUUCGGACGAUGAGAUUGAAGAUGAUCUGGACUUCAAUCGAGAAGACGCCACCCAUCUCAUCUUGGGGGACAUCCAGAUGUUCUCACCGACGCAAAGCCUUGCACAAUCGAUGCUUAAAACCAAUCAGCUCGAGCUCCAGUCUCCUACCUCACCAGAAACCCAAAGCCUGGAGCCAGAAUUAAGCCCCAAUAUUCAAAUUACACACGCCAGUGUGACUGGUCUGACGAGCCGUCUUCCACUUUCACAUGCGCGGAGAAUCAGUGGAUACUCGGACAGCAGUACCUUGCAAGGGAGUGUGCAUGAAGACGAGGAGUUCCCUAUGAGAAAGGAUGUGAAUGAAGAUGUUAUCCAGGUAGUUGAGAUUCCUUUGAUGUCGCCUGGGAGAAAGAGAGGCUCGAGUCUGGUUUGGAUUGGCGUUGUUUGUACAUGUGGAAUGGAUUUAGAAGGCUUGCGUAUACCCAUAGAUGGCGGAUUCGGGAGUUUAUAGAGGUCUGGACUUUGAAUCAUAUUCGUUGUUCAGCGUCAUUCUUUUCUCUGAAUUGUUGUGCGAAGUACAUGUCAGACUAUCAAACACGUGGUACGCGGAUCAAUCUGGCCCUUCCAGUCUUCCUCACCUUUUGAACUCAACUCCGCUCCUCAGUCACUCACGAACAAGUCUAACACUGUACAAACAAUCAAACCGAAAUUCCGUCGUACAGUAUUUCUCGUUGUCGCUCGAUAUCGAUCAAGCCUCGUAAGCACCG